AUUUAGUCCUUCUUUGAACGCGUUGUCGACGAGUCACGAGUUCGCAAGCUUCCCCAGUUCGUUUGAUGCGUUCGUUACUUCGUUCGUUCGUUCGUAUUCUGUUUGCCAAGUUCAAUUUUGUUGUACUCGAAUUCCCAACUGGGAAGUCGGCAAGCGAGAAGCCCAAACAAAAAAUAUAUAAAACUGAACAGAAACACCAGCAACUACAGUCUUCAGACAGACAAACAAACAGCUGAAUAAAUCGAAACCUAAACCCAAUCUAAAUCUAUAUCUUAUUCAUCCAAAACCUAAAGUGUUUCUAACUAUCAAUUCUUAAUGUAAAAUUAUCUUUAAACUAUAAAUAAACCCAAAAAACACGAACCACACGAAACCGAAACCAAAAUCUAAACCAAAUAAUCGAUUCAAAAUCGCAGCCCCAGGCAUAACUCCCAUUGACCACCAAGCACAUGAGCUUGUGGCUAAAGGUGUCUCCGGCAUCGACUUGUUUCAUGUUGUAAUUCGAGGACUUUCGUUUAUUGGCAACAAUAAUGGUCAGCACAACAUUGACGACACUGGCUGCUGGACAAACAACUAGUAGCAGUAAUCAUCAUCACCACCACCAUCACCACCAGCCGCAGCAGCAGCAGCAGCAGCAGCAUCAGCCGCCGCAGCAGCAGCAACAGUCGCAGCAGUUGCAAUACCAGCGACUCAGCUAUUACGCGCUGAAUAACGGCAGCCUUGAACACGAGUGCGACGGCAGCAAUUCCAACUACCAGCAGCAGCAGCAGCAGCCGCAACCGCAGCUGAACCUGUCGCAGGCUCUGCUGUCACCAUCGCCGCCACUAAACGAUCAGAUCAGCCUGCUUUUCCCCAAGUGCCGACCCAAGCAGCAGCAGCAGCAGCAGCAGCAGGCAACCCAGCAGCAGCAGCAACAGCAGCGACAUGAGCUCCUGGCGGAUGUGAAUCUGAACAAUAGCAGCAGCAGCAACCGAAGCAGCAGCCCCAUUUCGGCGGUCAUUUCCACAGAGGAGAAACCGCUGGCCAGUCCGCCGCCCCUGGUUACGCCCUUGAUUACUCCAGCGAGCAACAGCACGCCGCCCAGUUACUACAAGAGCGUCAAUAUCAUCACACAAUCACCGCCACCGCAUUCGGCUUCAUCGCACUCCUCCGAAUCACUGUCCUCAGUCACACCGCGCAUCUCCACGAAUCCCUUUCUGUGCGCCCCACUGACGCCGCCCACGCCGCCGGACGACGAAGAGCCUGAGCUGGAUAACGCCGGCGGAGAAACCGCCGUGGAGCUGAGCAACAGAAGCCGGAGCAGAAGCGGAGCGGUGGCCAUCAGCGAGGAGCCCGACUAUCCUUCCUCCUUCUACUACCACCACACCGUCGUGGGGGAUAGCCGGCGUGGCACCGGCGGCUACGCGGAGAUGCCGCGCAAAAGGAGCGCCAAUCUGCCCGCCACCAACAGGCAGCAGCAGCAGCAGUUGCAUAAUGGAAACGGUGCAGGCGGUGGCAGUCAGAACCCCUUCAUCAAGGAGAACUAUUGGGAGGCGCCACCCACCAGAGCGAGCUCACUGCUUCACUCACCCACGGAGUAUGCCGAGGAGCAGCAGCAGCAGCAGCAGCAACAUCAGCAGCAACAGCAGCAACAUCAGCAGCAGCAGCAACAGCAACAGCAGCAACAUCAGCAGCAGCAACAUCAGCAGCAGCAACAUCAGCAGCAGCAGCAACAGGCUCAGCACCUGCACGCCUCUGCCAGACGAGCUUACCACCAGCAGCGGGAACAGGCAUACGGAUUGGGUCAGAGAACGCAGCAGCAGCAGCAGCAACAGCAGCAGCCUCAGGCUCAACUACGGGUAGGCAGGAGUCCAGUGAAUCGCAACAGCUUUCCGCAACAGCAGGUGACCAACACCUCUGCCAGCACUAAUCCCUGCGCCGAUGGACUGACUCCUUUAGCUAGUCACUACCUAUAUGGCAGCAAGUCGUCGCUGGAUCAACAUGCCGGCGACUGGGAGCCACGGGAGCAGCGCAAACUGAGGCUUCGCGAGGAGCGGGAACGGGAGAGGGAGCGUGAGCGGGAGCGGGAGAGGGAUCGUGAGCGGGAGCACCUUUUGCUGGAGCAGCAGCAGCAGCAGAUGCAGUUGCAGGAGGUGCAUGCGGUGAGGGAGAACCACCUAAGCCACAUGGCAGGUCAGCAGCAAAGGAAACGUCAUGGACACGGCGAGGAGCGAGAAAGAGAAAGAGAAAGGGAGCGAGAGCGGGUUAGGGAUCGUGAUCAUCGUUUGGUCAAUGGGAAUGCGGAUCUCAACGAGAGCUGGCAGCAUUUGCGCGUGACGACGGAGAACCAGACGGCGGAGGAGAACAACAAGGCCGGCAAAUCCCAGCUCCAGAUGCAGUCCCUACUCAACCAGGCCAGCCAGAGUCACAACCAGAUUCAGAUCCAGAACCCGGAAGCCUACAGAGAGCACAAGCUGGACGCCUGGCAGUUGGAACGCAACUACACGCUGGCCGUGGAGUCGCGCCAUGGAAUCAUAGAGUACGAAGGCUCGCCACGACGCAUUGGAGUCACAACUAACAACUUGGUUGCUGCAGCAGCAGCAGCAGCAGCAGCGGCGCAAGCAGCAGCAGCGGACGAAAGCGAACCACCAGCAACGGCAACGGAUCCAGGAUCAGGAUCAGGAUCAGCAGCAGGAGCACAACAGCUUCCCAUGGCAGCAGUGCCGCCGUUGAGUGCCACGGCCACAUCGCUGCAAAAGACAGCGGCCCGGGCAGCCCUUGCCGCUUUGGCCCAGACACAACCCCAUGCCCAACAUCCCCUAAGUGCCCUCAGCGCUCUUAAUACACACAUGUCCCUGAAUCCCAACCAGAUCCAUCAGCAGCCAGCGGUACAGCCACCCCAGCAGCAGCAGCAGCAGCAGCCGUUGCAGGCCUAUCCCGUGCGUCCCGGGUUUCCACAGCGCAUCAUUUCGCCGCCGCAUCGAGAGCCUCGCAGCAGCUCACCCACCCUGCAGCAAUCGCAGCAGCCGCUGCACAUGCAACAGCAGCAGCAUCAGCAACAGCAACAGCAACAGCAGCAACAGCAGCAACAACAACACUUUGCCAGCCUGAUGAGCAACCAUAGCAACAACAAUACCAACAACACCAACAACAAGCAGCCGCUGAGCAGCGACAACAAUGCAGAGGACACCAGCAACGAUGUGUCCGAGAUCGGUACCAUCUCCGACCUAACCACUCCGGAGGUGGCAAUGGCCGGAGCUGGAGUCGGAGGAGCUGGAGAGUUGGCCAGUCGAGCGAUGACACCACCGACAAUUGGAAAUGGAACGGUAGCAGGAACCGGAAAUGGAACGGGAAAUGUAGCUGGUUCCGGAAAUGCGAAUGGAACCGGUCCUGGUUUGGGUCCUUUGAGUCUUCACACCAAAUCCUCAACUUUUGACUAUCUGUACGAGUUCUCGGAGACGCGCAAAGUGCUGGAGGAGUUCUUCAAGUGUCCCUCCACCGAUGAGCAGCCCAUCAUGGAGAAUGGCAGCGAUGUGGACAGCAUUGAUAUACAGUACGAGUUUCACAGCAACUUCGAACGCGACGAGGAGGAUCUGGCCGAAGAAGAGGAGGCCGAGGACGACGACGAGGCCGACGAUGACCUGGCCGAUGAGGAGAACGACGAGGCCGAGGACGAGGAUGAUGGCAUCUUGGACCAGGAUCAUGAGCUGAACUAUCGUCAGCAACAGCAGCAGCAGCAGCAGCUCCAGGCUGCUCCCACCGAGCGCCAUGUCUACGGCGGCUAUGGACAACAGGCGCCGCAACAGCAACAGCAGCAAGCGUCGCUUCCCGCCCAGCCCCUCAUUGGCAUGGGCGUGACCCGGCGGCACUACAGCGGCAGUCCAUUGAUGCGGGACUUUGACUUCUUCCUGGACUCCGCCAGUCGGAGCAGCGGCGAACGGGAUGGCGAUCAGGAUGGACUCAAUCACAACCAGUUGCUGAGCACCGGCAGCAAUGGCCAGGGUGGCGUCGGUGUGGGCGUGGGUGUGGGUCCAGGCGGAGGACACAACUAUCGUUACUCGCCGGAGACCACCGACUAUGACUCCAAUUGCGGGGAUCUGGACAGUCUUUCUGGCGAAAUGAAUGGUGGCGUGUCCACUUCCUGCUCCAAUUACGCCAAGUACUAUGCCUCGGCCAUGCCUGUCCUGGAGGAUGGCCUCUCCUCUGGUCAUACCAGUGACACCGAGAACAACAACAACAAGAACCUGCAGCAGGCGUUGGCCAAUCAGGAACGGGAUCGGGGACAACAGGGCCAGUGUCCGCCCACCAGUCUCAGUGCCAGCACCAGCAUUGGCGGCAGCGGUGGCAUCUCCAUGCUGAUGGACAUGAAGCGCAUCUCCACGAAUAAUAGCCUGAACAGCAUGCACAACCUGACGACCACCACGGCCUCAACCACGGACAGCAAUGGCAUCGGAGGAGUGGGUCCCAGUCCCAGCAAUGGGCUGACCAAACCCCCGUCGCAAUCGCAGCCUCCGCUUUUGGGUCAGAGUCCCAGUAACCACAGCAAAGUGUUCAAGAAUAUCGAUCCGGAACUGGAUUCGCUCUACUCGAUCAGUGUUUUCCAUCGCCCGGACACGGUGCAGAUGACGCCACCGCCGCCGGCUCCGGCACCGCAUCGCAAACCCAACGCUAGCACCAAUGGCCAGGCCGAUGUGGAUCUGCUGCAGCCGAGUAGUAAGCACACUCCUUUGGCGGUGGCCAUUAGCUCCACGCUGCAGCGCAGCUCACCCACCGCGGCGGUUGCCGGAAGCGGAAAUGGAAGCGGAGGCUUGAACUCCAAACCGCGAAGCGCGGGCAGCAAUUGCAGUAGCAGCAAUGGCGGUGGAGGAGUGCCGCCACCCAUCCCAGAGAGGAGCAAUCUUCCGCCCGCUCAAAGGUCACCAUCACCGGGUCUCAACUCACCUGUGUGGCUGUCACGUCACCUGGACGGCGGUGGCAGCGGCGCUGGCAAAGCUCUGCUAGAGUCCGCUUCGGAUAAUCACUCGAAAAAUCACAGUGCCGACGAGGAGGAUGUGGACACCGAUCUGGAGACGGACCGCCUGCUGGGCCAUCAGCGUCUGGACGAUCAGGGCUAUUACGAUGAGAACAAGAGCUGGGAUCGCAAGCCGCGUUCGUUGCUCUCGAAGAUCUCGCCCAAGCAGCAGCAGAUGCCCAGCACCAAGACGCGCAAUGGCUACAAUGCUCUGCUCAGCUCCACGCCGGAGUUGCCGCCACCGAUUCCGCCCAAGAGCCAGCAGGCCGGCUCCGGAUUGGGUGGCCUGGGUGGACUCUCACAGGGCAAGCUCCUGGAUCUGGUCGGUGGCAUGGUGCAGCGCAGUUUGUCGCGGAGUAGCUCCUCGGAGCAUAGCGAUAAGUCACCCAGUAAAUUGGUGACCACCAAUUCUGGCGGUGAUUUGUGCUCCGCAGGAUCUGUGGAUGUGGUUGCCUCAGCUGUGGCGGCCACCACGGCGGCGGCGGUGGCAGCUGCAGCAGCAGCGGCGGCAGCAGCGGCGGCGGCAGCGGCAGCCGGAACAACCCCUGCUCUGGGAAGUCCUGGGAAUGGUGGGGGCUCAGAGAGAUCUGCAGGAGCAGGCAAUGCCAGUGGAUCUGGAGCUGGUCUCAAGCAACUGGGCGGCGAGACGUCGGAGAAUGGAAUGGCCAAUGGAGGCACGGCGACGGCCACUGCCGCCGUGGGCGUUGUGGUGGCCAAUGGCGGCGGUGUGAACACGGGCAGCGGAAACGGAAGUGGCAGCGGCAGUGGCACAAACAUUGCCAAUCCAACGGCAAAUGGUAACAACGGAAACGGAAGUGGAGCUGGAAGCAACAGCAACAGCGGCAGCGGCGAGAAAAAAGUGAAAAAGAGCGGUGCAGUGCUCAUCGAGGGAGUGCUCUUCCGGGCCAAGUACCUGGGCUCCACGCAGCUGGUCUGCGAAGGACAACCCACGAAAUCGACGCGAAUGAUGCAAGCGGAGGAGGCGGUUUCCCGGAUUAAGGCGCUGGCCCCCGAUGGCGAUGUACAGCCCAGCACCGAGGUGGAUCUGUUCAUCUCGACGGAGAAGAUAAUGGUGCUGAACACGGAUCUCAAGGAGAUCAUGAUGGACCAUGCCCUGCGUACCAUCUCGUAUAUCGCGGACAUUGGAGACCUUGUGGUAUUGAUGGCCCGCCGUCGAUUCGUGCCCCAGGACAUCGACGAUGCCCCCAAACCUAAUCGCACACCCAAAAUGAUCUGUCAUGUGUUCGAAAGCGAUGAGGCCCAGUUCAUAGCCCAGUCCAUUGGCCAAGCCUUCCAGGUGGCCUACAUGGAGUUCCUCAAGGCGAACGGCAUCGAGGAUCAUCGGUUUGUCAAGGAGAUGGACUACCAGGAGGUGCUCAACAGUCAGGAGAUAUUCGGCGACGAACUGGAGAUCUUUGCCAAGAAGGAGCUGCAAAAGGAGGUCGUUGUGCCCAAGGCUAAGGGCGAGAUCCUGGGCGUGGUGAUCGUGGAGAGCGGCUGGGGUUCGAUGCUGCCCACUGUGGUGAUUGCCAACCUGAUGAGUUCCGGGGCAGCGGCUCGAUGUGGACAACUUAAUAUCGGCGAUCAGCUGAUCGCCAUCAAUGGGUUGAGCCUCGUCGGACUACCGCUAUCCACCUGCCAGACAUACAUCAAGAACACCAAGAACCAGACGGUGGUCAAGUUCACGGUGGUGCCAUGUGCACCCGUGGUCGAGGUGAAGAUUAAGCGACCGGAAACCAAGUACCAGCUCGGGUUCAGCGUUCAGAAUGGAGUGAUCUGUAGUCUACUUCGUGGCGGAAUCGCGGAGCGAGGCGGUGUCCGUGUGGGUCAUCGCAUCAUCGAGAUCAACAACCAGAGCGUGGUGGCUGUGCCCCACGAAAAGAUUGUCAACUUGCUGGCAACAUCCGUGGGAGAGAUACUCAUGAAAACGAUGCCCACGUCCAUGUUCCGCCUGCUCACUGGCCAGGAGAAUCCCAUAUAUAUUUAAGCCAGCCUGCUGGAGCAAGGAUAAUAAACGGCGAUUAUUGUUAACUAUAAAAAAAGAAAAAAAACAAAAAUCAUAUGAGGAUAUUACGAUAUUUAGUAUAUAUACCUAUACAUAUAUAGAGCGAGAAAGAGAGAUGUAUAUGCGUGUAUAGGUUUAGGAGGAUAUGAUUUAGCUUACUUAUAUAUAUAUAUACAUCUAUAUAUAUAGUAUAUAUAUACUAAACAUAUACGUUUUUUUUUCGUGAGUAACCUAGACAAAGUUCGAUCGGAGGCGAGUUAAGAGCAGCUACUACGACAAAUAAGAGGAGACGAAGCUAUAACUAAACCACACAUGGCACGCCUUUUGCAAAGCUUAGUAAUAAUAGUUAAUAACAAGGUCAGACGGACAUAACUAUAUAUAUAUAUAUAUAACAAUGAUGAUGAUGAUGAUGAACACAAUGACCUUUUUGCGAAAACGUCCUUAGCUUAGUUGAACAGCGACAUUAGUCAGAGAUUAAGGCGAUUAGUAACAGACCCUCCCCCCCACAGAACCCAUACAUAUAUGCUUACCCAUUACUUAUUGUAAAAAACCAAAAGGACACGAGCACAAGGACACAACUGAAGACCCCGAACCGAAUCGGGAUUCGCAGCAGGCAGCUCUUUUGAUAUAGUCUAUAUAUACAUAUAUAUAAUCCACACACACUAUAUAGCACCCCCGAUAUAUUUAUAUAUAUUUAACGAAACAGAAUGGAAUGCUUUUGGGUCAGUUAGUAAAUUUGGAAAAUAUUAUCAAAGCGUUUUCCACUCGCACACAUAGCCGAGAAAAUUUUGAUAGUUGUAACGGAUUAUAGGCCUGAUCGUAUUGUGUAUUUGUAUUGCGGAAAAUUGGAAGAGCUCCCACCCCACAUGCCCCAUAUAGAGGAUUUAGUUUAGCAGAAACACAGACACUCUACACUAUGUACACUACAGUCAUACAUACAUCACUUACACACUCACUUAGACGCUUCGAUUUCAAACCAUCUUCGUCCAAAAAUUGUGCUACUACUCGUUAAACAAGUUGAUAGAUAUAGAAAGAGACAGAGAGAUAGAGAGAGAGAGAUAUUAGAGAGAAGGGAAAGAAAGAGAAAGGCUUAGGCAAUGAUAGAUAUGAAUGGGAAAGAGACAGAGAGAGAGAGAGAGACGCAAGAAAGAGAGGUAACGAUAUCGUACGUACCUAGUUUCGCUUUAUAUAGAGAGUUAUUGCAGCGAAAGGGAGACGGCAACAGGAACAGUCAGAGACAGAGACAGAGAUAGCGAUAGAGAUCGAUAUCAAGAGGGAGACAUUGCAUUUCUAUGUGUGUGUACAAUGUGUGUGUGUAAAAUACUCGCUUUUCGGCCCACAAA
Molecule: messenger RNA, 8335 nt
Organism: Drosophila serrata
Lineage: Eukaryota; Metazoa; Arthropoda; Insecta; Diptera; Drosophilidae
Gene: X11Lbeta
Product: amyloid-beta A4 precursor protein-binding family A member X11Lbeta
Biological process (GO): chemical synaptic transmission; transcription initiation at RNA polymerase II promoter
Cellular component (GO): transcription factor TFIIA complex; cytoplasm; plasma membrane
Molecular function (GO): protein binding
Source: RefSeq, a predicted model, not a curated record